Penicillium olsonii is the source of this 1983-nucleotide messenger RNA. The record is from the annotation of a GenBank genome assembly. NCBI's taxonomy places the organism in Eukaryota, Fungi, Ascomycota, Eurotiomycetes, Eurotiales, Aspergillaceae.
AUGCGGGCUUCUCUAAAAUCGUUGCUGGCGUGGGCAGCUGGCGCCAACGCGGCUUUGCAAGUUAUCGAGAACUCGACCUUCAUCACCCUUGGAAAUGACCGCCUCACAGCUGUGCUCAAGAAGAGUGCCGGUCAGAUUGUUGAUCUCUCCUUGGAUGGCCAAGAUUUGCUUGGAGUCCAAUCUGGAUCCACCGGCAUUGGUCCCUACCUGGAUUGCUACUGCAUUCCAUCAGGAUUCUACACUGCUGGUGCCACAACUCCUAGCAUGGAAGUCGUGGAAGGCACGGACUCAACCGGCACGAAGUACGGAGGCAUGAUCUUGACCGAUACCUAUACGCCAACGGGGCAAAAGUUCCAACAAUAUUGGUUCCUGCGCGAUGGAGAGACGGGACUGCACAUGUUCAGCCGCCUGGCAUACCACAAUGAAACCACCCCAUACCUGCGCAACUUGCAAGAGUUCCGGACUUUGUUCCGCCCCAACACUGACCUGUGGACGCAUCUAACGUCUAGUGAUGUUCAAACUGCACCUCUGCCCAGUAAAGAGGCCGUUUCCAAACAAAUCGUCGUUCAGGAUGCGACGUGGACAUUUAACAACACGCCCUCUGACGCAUACUACACUCAGUUCUCUGAGUAUUUCACCAAAUAUACUUUCUCCAACCAAUGGAGAAACAACAGUGUGCAUGGCCUUUACGCCGAUGGCAGCACAUCAAAAGGCGCAACCUACGGAGCAUGGAUGGUGAUGAAUACCAAGGAUACCUAUUACGGUGGGCCACUUCAUUCCGAUCUGACAGUUGAUGGAAUUGUUUACAAUUACAUUGUAUCCAACCACCAUGGAGAAGGCACGCCGAAUAUCACCAACGGAUUUGAUCGAACAUUCGGCCCUCAGUUCUACCUUUUCAAUGGAGGCAAGGGAUCGGCUUCACUUGAGGAGCUACGAUCGGAAGCCGAGGCUUUAGCAAACCCACACUGGAACUCCGCAUUCUACGACUCCAUCGCCAAACAUGUCGUCGGGUACGCCCCUUCUAGCAAAAGAGGGAGUGUGAAGGGCACUGUUAAGCUUCCCAAGGGUGCUACACGCCCCAUUGCCAUUUUGUCUGUUGAUGGGAAGUACUUCCAAGAUAACAGCGCAGUCCCAAGCUCGUACCAGUACUGGACGGAUAUCAACCAAGAUGGCACAUUCACCAUCGAUCGUGUCAAGGAGGGCAAAUAUCGACUCACCGUAUAUGCAGAAGGUAUUUUCGGGGACUAUGUUCAAGAUGGUGUCAAGAUUCAAGCAGGAAAGCAGACCACCAUCCACAAAACCUGGAAGCAAGAGUCUGCAGGAACCGAGGUCUGGCGAAUCGGAGUCCCCGACAAGUCCUCUGGUGAAUUCCGACGUGGCAACGCUAGAGAUUCAACACACCCGCUCAACCCCCCUGAGUACCUCAUCUACUGGGGUGCUUAUGACUGGCAUGCCGACUUCCCCGACGGUGUCAACUACACCAUCGGUACCAGCGAUCCUGCCCAGGACUUGAACACUGCCCACUGGUCGGUAUUUGGACCCACCGCAAAGGACUCACACAUUGAAUACGACACAACAAAUGACUGGAACAUCAACUUCAAGCUUGACUCGAAGCAGCUCAAGAAGCGCAAGACUGCGACCCUGACGAUACAGCUGGCGGGCGCAAAGACUGCGGCAGGCAAUACGGAUGUGUGGAAUCCCGCGGAGCCAUACAACAACCUCUCCUUGGAAAGCUAUAUCAAUGGCGAGAAGGACCCUCUUACAUUUGUCAUUGGAUUCAAUCAAUCCAGCAGCUGUAUUGUGCGAUCCGCGGUCAGUUGCUAUCAGGUCAGCUCUAAGAUGGAGUUCCCGGCAGAUUGGCUCAAGGCGGGUGACAAUGUCCUACGCUUGCAUCUGCCUCACAAUGCAACAGAUACAGAGACUGCCAUUCUCCCAGCCACGGUUUACGUCCAGUAUGAUGCGAUCAGGCUUGAGCUGAAGUGA